UAGUCUGUAUACCGCAGGAUCCCUGAUGUCUAACAAGCUUGAUGCUUUACCCCUGAGGGUUUCUAGCCAGUCAACAAGUGCUCAAAGUUCACCUAGUGUGUCUACAUCAAGCACUCAGACCAGGUAUGGUACUCUGUUAGCAACUUCUAGUCGUUAUGUCCCUGUACAGGGAGGUAGUAGCUCCAAUAGUUUUUCUCUCAAGCCUCCGGGUACUCUGGGUCGGUAUGCUCCUGGAUCCCCUACCAAAUAUGUAAGCGCUCGCAUGUCUUCACACCAAGCUAUUUAUAGCCAAACCACAAGUAGCGGGUCUUCCUAUAAAACAGUUUCACAAGUUGGUUCUCUGUCUCAAACGGGAGCUUCUGGUCAGUUUACAUCUCAGGGAGGGAACUAUUAUAGUGGGUUGCUUCCACAGUCUCCAGCUACCUCUAGUCAAUCUGCUCUUGGCUACUCCAAGCUUAUUUCCUCACCCCAAAGGACUUCCAGUCAGUCUGGCAGUGUAUUGAGUUCCCGUAAGCAAUAUGCCUCUGCCUCCCAAGGCAGCUCAGGGGCUCAGUUUGGGGCCUCUACAGGUUUUGCCACAGAAAGAGUGAAUAGCCGUUACAGUGGUUCUGUCCAGCCUCAAGAUACUGCUAGCCAAUUUGCCCCAGGGUCUCCAACGUCAUAUCCAGGUUUAUAAUUGCCUUCACCCCAAGGUGUUGCCAGUCAAUCUAGUUCACAGAAGCAGUUUACCUCUGCC
This is a messenger RNA of Sinocyclocheilus anshuiensis, 736 nucleotides long. RefSeq lists its product as uncharacterized. The coding region runs from base 26 to 676 and encodes 216 amino acids. The transcript is spliced from 2 exons. The record is from RefSeq and is a predicted model, not a curated record. Lineage: Eukaryota; Metazoa; Chordata; Actinopteri; Cypriniformes; Cyprinidae.